AAAGCUUGCGGGGGUCGCGCGCCACGUAGGCGAAAUAGAAGAAGAAGAACAAGAAGAUUGCGUGGCUGAGUUCGGGUGGAGCAUCAUCCUGGAGUCUAGGUGAAAAAUCGCUACUUGGUCGUCAUCGGCGUGGUGUAGCUGCUCCAGCCGAGCACCAUGAAGCGACUUGUUUACAUUCAUCACAAUAUCAAGUUCGACAUGGGCAGUAGCCUGACACCGCUUUCGGGAAUGAGUAGCGAUGGGAGCCAAUACUCGCCUUCAUCGCCAAGCAACGCAGCCAUGGCGGCACUGCGUCGCUGGCGGCCGCCUGCCAAAGGUGGCUCACCUCUCGACGACAUCGACCUACCGCCGCCCUGCGGUCUGCACGAGCGCGCCAUGCUGGUAGCCUGCCUCGGAUCGUGCGCCGCUGGCACGACACUGUCCUACACGUCGGCAGCUAUGCCUUUCAUCGAGCUCGAGCCCUGGUACCAGCUGCAGAGAACCACGCCCGCCAACCGGUGGGUGGCCAACGUCCUCUUGCUUGGGGCAACUGGAGGGGCACUUCUGUCCGGGAUCCUGCUUCCCUUGACGGGCCACCGAAGGACUCUACUAAUGUCUGCCUUCGGCCUAGUUUGUGCCUGGAUUUGCCUGAUUUCUUCCAAUAGCGUCGCCAUGCUGCUGGUCAGCCGUGUCGCGAGAGGACUCUGGCUAGGCGCCUUGGCCUGCUGCGCCAGCCUUUAUGUGACCAAUGUGCCUCCUCCCAAGAAAAGAGCGUUCUUCGGCGGAAUGAUCGAGGAUGGUGUCUGCCUGCCUGCUGCUCUUACUUCUGCAGAACCUGUCAUUCGCCCAACUGUUUCAGACGAUGGCCCUGCAACACGUGGACUCUAGAAGAAAGGAGCGAACCGGCCAACUGGCGCGGCGCGGCGUUGCGUCCAUCGUUACCCUGGUGCUCAGCUACUCAUUAGGACUGUGCCACUUGCCACCUCUGCUGACCGGCGAACUGGUGCCGCUCCGAAUGCGCUACCUAGGCUCCGCGGUCAUCUGGGCGACGCGCUGGAUCGUCAUGUUCUUGAUGGCGCAUUUAGAGGACAGCUUGCUGGCAGUCAUGCAGACCAGACAGACUUUCCUCGCGUUUUGCCUCGUAUAUGUGCUCACUACCUGCAUCACGAUCGCCCUCAUACCCGAGACAGGGGGCCGUUCCCUCAUGGACAUCGCUAAAGACGAGUGAUACCCGACGAGGAAAACUAUAGUUUUUGUAUAUGCCCUG
This is a messenger RNA of Dermacentor albipictus, 1246 nucleotides long. Its product is annotated as solute carrier family 2, facilitated glucose transporter member 6-like. Lineage: Eukaryota; Metazoa; Arthropoda; Arachnida; Ixodida; Ixodidae. The record is from RefSeq and is a predicted model, not a curated record. Gene Ontology annotation, cellular component: membrane. Gene Ontology annotation, biological process: transmembrane transport. Gene Ontology annotation, molecular function: transmembrane transporter activity.